Cuculus canorus (common cuckoo) is the source of this 2816-nucleotide messenger RNA. RefSeq names its product cytochrome P450 2W1. Gene Ontology annotation, biological process: xenobiotic metabolic process. Lineage: Eukaryota; Metazoa; Chordata; Aves; Cuculiformes; Cuculidae. Gene Ontology annotation, molecular function: oxidoreductase activity, acting on paired donors, with incorporation or reduction of molecular oxygen, reduced flavin or flavoprotein as one donor, and incorporation of one atom of oxygen; iron ion binding; heme binding. Gene Ontology annotation, cellular component: intracellular membrane-bounded organelle; cytoplasm. The record is from RefSeq and is a predicted model, not a curated record. The transcript is spliced from 9 exons. The coding region runs from base 146 to 1465 and encodes 439 amino acids.
AGAGAACUGGGGAUGGAGGGGAAGAUUAUGCAAAGUGUAGUAAAAACUCUGACGCCAUUUACUCUGAAUAAAUAUAAAGCAACAAUCUGAGCAUUCUAAAAAUGAUGUCGCAGUGGCUUUCCAGAAAGGCAAGCUCUGGCGGAAUAUGGCUGGCUUCACAACGCUCUUCAUCUGUGGGGUGUGCGCGUUGCUUUUAUCAGCUGCACUCUAUGUUUUAAAAGUUUUUAAACAAUCAGCUUUAAAUUUGCCUCCCGGUCCUUUUCCUCUUCCGAUAAUUGGCAACUUGCAUUUGCUGGACCUCAGAAGACAAGACAAAUCACUAAUGAAGAUUUCAGAGAAAUACGGCCCCCUGUUCACCAUCCAUUUGGGUUUUCAGAAGGCAGUGGUGCUGACUGGCUACGAGGCAGUAAAGGAUGCCCUUCUGAACUCGGAUGUGUUUUCAGACAGACCAGCUAUACCCAUAUUCUAUCACAUCCAACACGGAAACGGUGUGUUCUUUUCUUCUCAAGAGCUCUGGAAGAGGACACGGCAGUUCACCCUAGCCACCAUGCGGGAUCUCGGCAUGGGGAAGCAUCUUGGAGAAGAAAGGAUGCUUGAGGAGCUUCGCUUUCUCAUUGAGUUGAUCAAAUCUUUCAAAGGUGAACCUUUCCAAUUACGAUUUUUGAAUAUGGCUCCCACCAACAUCACCUUCGCUAUCCUCUUUGGGAGCAGGUUUGAUUAUGAAGACCCAACGUUUCUCACUCUGUUAAGACUCAUAGAUGAAGUUAUGCAUCUUCUUGGCUCUCCCUUCUUGCAUAUUUUUAAUUUCUACCCAUUCCUUGGGUUUCUCCUCAAACCUCACAAGAUGAUACUGAAAAAAGUGGAAGAGGUGUGUGUGAUCUUAAAGAAGCGCAUCAAGGAAAGCAAAGAGAGUAUUAAGGGAAACAACCUGAAGAGCUACAUUGAUGCACUGGUAUUCAAACAAGAGGAGCAAAACAAAAGCAAUACACUUUUUCAUGACGCAAAUGUAUUGGCCUCUGCACUUGACCUGCUCAUGGCUGGCACUGAGACAACGUCUACAACAUUGCAAUGGGCCAUCCUUUUGCUGAUGAAGUACCCUGACAUUCAAAGAAAGGUACAUGCAGAGAUUGAGCAAGUUCUUGGCCCUGACUGCUUGCCUACAUUCGAGGACCGGAAAAAAAUGCCAUUUACCAAUGCGGUGAUCCAUGAGGUGCAGAGGUUUGUCACCCUCCUGCCACAUGUUCCACGGUGCACCUCCGUUGACACCCACUAUAAAGGCUACUUCAUCCCCAAGGGAACAACAGUGAUUCCUCUGCUCUCCUCUGUGCUGCUGGAUAAAACACAAUGGGAGACACCAGAGGAGUUCAACCCCAACCAUUUCCUUGAUGCAGAUGGGAACUUUGUCAAGAAGAAAGCAUUCCUGCCCUUCUCCACAGGUUCUCCCUUUGUCCUAUUCCAGUCAUAAGGAUAUUUUAUCUAUGUGGGAUGGGAUACUUCAGUCUCCAUAACCCUGGUGAGUAUCAAAUUGUUUGUUUUAUUGAGAUACCGUGAUUUUGUAGAGGUUACUGAGCUCAUGCCUUGAUGAUCGCUAACACCACCAAGCAGAGAUGGGUAUUUUAUCCCAUCAGAGCGUGUCAAUAAUCCAAAGACUAUCUCAGAUUGUCAAUUGAAGAGCUGGAUUCAGCACUGCACGUGUUCAUCUUAGCUUUAAGGUUUUUAAAUGUAUUUGCUUUUUCUAGAGUAAACACUGCUUUAAAGCAGUGUAGUUUUAAUUUGGAAAGCAAAACUUCUCGCUCUAAAAAUGUCAAAGCAAAUUUCUGAAGUACAGUUUGAAUUUUUCUUUAAUUUAUGCAGUUUCAUCUGGAUAAUUCCCUUUUUUUGCAAACAGCUUUGGAGUCAACAAAUUGGUGUUUUCUGAAGAAAAAACGUUCCCUGGGAAAAUUUGUGACCACUGUUACUUAACAGACCCUGUGAAAUUACAGCUUUGGGUCACCUCUAAGUGGCUCAGACUUAGGCUGAGAAGGUAAGUGUUAAAAGACUUACAAUGUAAUACUGACAGUUUUCCGCACAGGUAUUUUACAUGUAAAUUAGCUCAGAAAAAUGGUUAUCUCCUCAUCUAUUUCUUUUCCUUAUGUAGCAAUAAAUUAAUCUAUUGAUAUUAUGGUUGGGUAAUUUAAUUUUUAAUUUUUAAUCACAACUUCAGCCUCUGACCAGCAUGUAAAGCUGACCUUUGGGAUGCUCAAUGCUAAAGCCUCAGCUGAUGCAGAGGAUGGAAAAAUGAAGCAAAAAAUCUUCUGAAAUACUAUGGGAUGGAGAGUUGCCUUGGAAAACCUAUGUGGUUGUUUGUGGGGGUGAAUUUCCAACUUAAGAUUAUGCUUCUGCCUGAACUUGUUUCAAGUUGGUUCACCCAAAAGCCUCUUAGAGGGAGGCAAGGUGCAGGGGACCGAUGAUGUCCAGUAUUGUGGCACCUGCCAGUGGGGGAAAGGGAAAAACCCUACAGCUCCAAAUAGCCAAACCAGUUAGUCCAAAGUCCCUUUAAACCGUGGGGAAGGUUUGUAAAGUUGUUGGUGUUGGCCAGCCGUUCUUAUUGACAUCUUAUGGAAAUCAACCCCAGAAUUACCAUGGUGCCUUUAAAAAUCCCACUCCUCACCCUCGAACAUUUAGGAUAUGGAUGGGCUGCAAGUGCGUUAGCAAAAAUGAUGAAAAGCCAGGAGGCAAGUGAGGAAAACCAAAUAUUUUCUGUCAGCUUGGCUUCAGAAGGGUCCAAGGGGGAUGUUUAAAAGCUGGGUUCCCGGGAUGCGCAGUUAGGCUGGCAC